UGCCUGUUGCUCCAGGAUAAGGAAAUUGCAGUGCAGUAAAGACUUAUUGUGCAAACCUACUGUACUGUACAGUGCGUGCACUGGGUGGAGACGUCAGCGCGCGCACGCCAAACACACACACAGCGGCGCCCUUGCGUCUUCCGGGAAGAAGCGGAUUUAGAAGCAGAAGCAGAAUGAGUUCCGCGGGGCUGGAGAAGCUGCGCAUGACGGGCGCGGGCAGAGCCAUCGCCGCGCUGACCAGCGGAGGAGACGCGCAAGGUAUGAAUGCAGCUAUCCGCGCUGUGACCCGGAUGGGCAUCUAUGUGGGCGCCAAGGUCUAUCUGGUGUAUGAGGGGUAUCAAGGACUGGUAGACGGAGGAGACAAUAUUAAACUGGCCAACUGGCAAAGCGUCACCAAUAUAAUUCAACUGGGAGGAACCGUGAUCGGCAGCGCCCGCUGUAAGGCCUUCACCACACGAGAGGGGCGUUUAGCUGCGGCCUUUAACCUGGUGAAGCGCGGCAUCUCUAACCUGUGCGUCUGUGGGGGUGACGGCAGCCUCACGGGGGCCAACAUCUUCCGCUCGGAGUGGAGUGGACUCCUCGAUGAGCUGGUGAAGAAAGGUCGAAUCACAGCAGAAACGGCGAAGCAGCACGGGCACCUGAACAUCGUGGGUCUGGUGGGCUCCAUCGAUAAUGACUUCUGUGGAACGGACAUGACCAUCGGCGCUGACUCCGCCCUCAACCGCAUCACUGAGAUCAUCGAUGCCAUCACCACCACAGCCACCAGCCAUCAGCGCACAUUUGUGCUUGAGGUCAUGGGUCGCCACUGCGGGUACCUAGCGCUGGUUUCAGCUCUGGCGUCUGGAGCUGAUUGGCUGUUCAUCCCUGAAGCCCCUCCUGAGGACGGCUGGGAAGAGCUCAUGUGCGCUCGACUGGGAGAGAGCCGCAGUAAAGGAUCCAGACUGAACAUCAUCAUCAUCGCUGAAGGAGCCAUCAACAAAAGCGGUGAACCCAUCACCUCCAACUACAUCAAAGACCUGGUUGUGUCGCGGCUGGGUUACGACACCCGGGUCACUGUUCUGGGUCACGUGCAGAGGGGCGGGACGCCGUCAGCCUUUGACAGAGUUCUGAGCAGUAAGAUGGGCGUCGAGGCCGUGGUGGCCCUGUUGGAGGCGGGACCGGACACUGCCGCCUGUGUGAUCGGCCUAUCAGGAAACCAGGCCGUGCGUCUCCCGCUAAUGGAGGCCGUAGAGAUGACUAAAGAGGUUCAGAGGGCCAUGAAUGAAAAGCGGUUCGAAGAAGCCAUCCAGUUACGGGGCAGGAGUUUUGAGAACAACUGGAACAUUUAUAAGUUGCUGGCCUAUCAGAAACCUGCUGCGGUCCAGAGCAACUACUCCAUGGCCAUCCUGAACGUCGGAGCUCCAGCCGCCGGCAUGAACGCUGCGGUGAGGUCGGCGGUGAGGGUCGGUCUGGCCACAGGACACCGGGUUUACAUCGUCAGCGAUGGAUUUGAGGGUCUGGCCAAUGGAACGGUGAAUGAGGUGUCGUGGAAUCAGGUGGCCGGUUGGACGGGUCAGGGCGGCUCUCUGCUGGGAACUAAACGAACCCUCCCAAGCACCUGCAUGGAGAAGCUAGUGGAAAAUCUCAACAAGUUCAACAUCCAGUCACUGUUUGUCGUCGGUGGUUUUGAGGCGUAUGAGGGCGUACUGGAGCUGGUUGAAGCGAGGGGGCGUUAUGAUGAAUUAUGUAUUCCCAUGUGUAUCAUCCCUGCCACCAUCAGCAACAAUGUUCCAGGCACUGACUUCAGUUUGGGCAGCGAUACUGCGGUUAAUGCAGCGAUGGCCAGCUGUGAUAAGAUCAAGCAGUCGGCCACAGGGACCAAGAGGAGGGUGUUUGUGGUGGAGACUAUGGGUGGAUUCUGCGGUUAUCUGGCAACCACCACAGGCAUCGCUGUCGGUGCAGAUGCCGCUUACAUCUUUGAAGAUCCUUUCAACAUCCAUGACCUCAAGACCAAUGUGGAGCAUUUGACGGAGAAAAUGAAGAAAGACAUCCAGAGAGGUCUGGUGCUGAGGAAUGAGAAAUGCCAUGAGCAAUACACCACUGAUUUCAUCCAUAAGCUCUACUCCGCAGAAGGGAAGGGCGUGUUUGACUGCAGGGUCAAUGUCCUGGGACACCUGCAGCAGGGUGGAGUGCCGACACCCUUCGACAGAAACUACGGCACUAAACUGGGCGUUAGAGCCGUGCAGUGGCUGACAGAGAAGAUGGCCGACAAUUUUAGACUAGGUCGUGUGUUUGCAAACACCCCAGACUCGGCCUGUGUGAUCGGCCUGUAUAAGAAGGUUCUGACCUUCAGUCCCGUCACUGAGCUGAAGGACCAGACGGACUUUGAACACCGGAUGCCCAAGACGCAGUGGUGGCUGAAUCUCCGACUGAUGCUGAAGAUGUUGGCAAAGUAUCAGACGUCCUUCAACGAGUAUGUGACGGGAGAGAUCGAACACGUGACCCGUCGCUCUCUCAGCAUAGACACCGGGUUUUAAAACGACGUACUGCCAGUGCCAUCCUUAAAUCAACACACCCGACUGCCACUCCUCCGUUAAAACGGGUAAAUGCAUGAUUCUUUAGUGAGUAAAGGAGUGUAAAACUCCAGACUUGUGCCUAAACCUGAUUUUCCUCUGCAUUGGAGGUCUGUAUUUGCACCAUCUUUAUGCUGGACUGAUGCAGUGUGUACCAAACUAGACCACUCCCAUUGUAAUUAAUAGAACUAUGGAUACAUUUACAUUAAUCCAGAUACAUUUGAAAGCAUUUCUGUUUCGAAACACUCUCCGUCCACACUGAAACAUCUGAAAACGCUUAAACCGUCUUACUGCACAUGCAUGAAACGUAAUAAAAGCUCACUGAGAUGAUACCAGAUGUAAUAAAGUCCUCAAGCUAUUCUUCUGGCAUGAUUAUUUCAUGAGCAAAAUAUCUCUUCACUGACUCCUGCUUCCAGUUCACACUCAAUCGCCAUUCCAUGUUUGGUCUAAAACACAAUUGUCCUCAUGUUUUGCCGCAGCAAUUGCAAGUAAAUUUUCGUAAAAAUUUGCCCCACCCCUAAUCCUAACCCCUCCUCCACAUCUACUCCUAAACCUACCAAUACUAGGGGGGUAAUAAUAAUCUGGCAGGGGGUCAGAAUUCAGCACAACACUGGUAUAAACAACAGUAUGUGUCACAUGACUAAACAUACAUAGUUUUCAAAUACCUCUGUUUUCACAGUUUUCACACUACAAAGCAGAAACGGCUUUUGAAAUGUAUCCACUUAACAGAGCAUCUUCAAAAAGCUGUUUUCGCAGGAUAAAAAUGCGUCAAAACGUAGAGAAAAGAUGCGUUUUCAAAUGUGUCUGGAUUAGUGUAGCUGUAGCCUAUGAACACUGCUAAUAUUUUUGUUUACAAAUGUCAUAUGUGUGAAUCUAUUGCUAUAAACUGUAUUCGUUAUAUAUUUGAAUCACUUCAGACCAUUUCAUCAAAGCCAGCUUGUGAUGUUUUAAUUAAUUGUAAUUAAAAUCACCUUGUUGUUAACUAUAUGUAUACGCAACUGUAGCAAAACCAAAAUGUAAAGUUAUUUUGCUGUUCAAAAGCAACUAAUGCAAAGUAUUUUUCCUGGUGCAAUGCAACACCAGUCACUUCCAGGGAAGACACUGUGUUAUUCUUUAUACUAAACUGCUGCUGUUCACAGAUACUUAUUCAGAUACAGAAUUCAUUGUUGUUUCCUGGCAAAUCUUUAUUCCAGCAGCUUUUCCAUGAGGGAAAUGGUUUGAUAUAUCGUGAUGAAGUACAUCACGAGCAGGUAAAGGUGGAGAUUGUGAACCUGGUGCUGUGAUUGUUAAACAUUUGAACAGGUAAUUUGUGGUUGUGAGCUUCAGUAUUGUGCCUGUGAUAUUGUGAUUAGUGUGAAGCAAUAGAUAGUUCUAGUGCACAUCUCCAGUAUUUAAUACUCUACACUGACAUUCAUUUCAAAUUCUAGAAAAUAAUGAACCAGGUAUGAGAGUGUAAAUGUAACAGGUGAAUGAAAGUACAUAAACCCUAUUGAGGAUUUUUUGCUCUUUUGACAUUAAUUUUGUACACACACUAACAUAAUGUUUUGCAUUGCAGUAAAAAGACUUUUUGUUUAAUUGUCAUGAAAAUGUCACAAUGCAAAAAUCAUAAUGAUCCUGAAAGUUUCAUUUUCUUUUUGCAAAAUGUAAUUUUUCUCCUGAUUUUAUGGGUGAAAUAUGGUCUGCCCAGUUGCAUAAACGACUUAGACUAGUCUUAAAGGUUGUCAUAUAAUUUUAUUCUUCAAGACUGGUCCUAAGUUUUUAAAUUCAGAUGCAUAAAAAGAUAGAUCAGUCUAAUUUGAAUUGGAUAAGUAAGACUGAUGACCUCUUAUCUAACUGCUAGUUGGUCAAACUAGUUCUUAAGACACUAAACAUGUGUUUAUGCAACUGGACGUGUUCUUGACGUGUUGUUUCACCUCAGAUCAUUUAAUUUGCAUAUGGGCCUUUUUAUAUUGUAUUACUGUAAACAACUAUGAAAUGUGUAUUUUGCUGAAAUCUACAAAACUUUAAGGCUUGU
Messenger RNA from Megalobrama amblycephala (Wuchang bream), 4566 nucleotides. RefSeq names its product phosphofructokinase, liver a (gene pfkla). The record is from RefSeq and is a predicted model, not a curated record. The transcript is spliced from 23 exons. Gene Ontology annotation, cellular component: membrane; cytoplasm; 6-phosphofructokinase complex. Gene Ontology annotation, molecular function: 6-phosphofructokinase activity; monosaccharide binding; fructose-6-phosphate binding. The coding region runs from base 174 to 2516 and encodes 780 amino acids. Gene Ontology annotation, biological process: fructose 1,6-bisphosphate metabolic process; canonical glycolysis; fructose 6-phosphate metabolic process. NCBI's taxonomy places the organism in Eukaryota, Metazoa, Chordata, Actinopteri, Cypriniformes, Xenocyprididae.